AAUCCCAAGGAAAUGUCUCUUCUCCUUAUUUCCUCUCUUUUCUUGGUCUUUUCCAUGUCAUCCUGCUCCUUGAAUACUGCAAAACGGUCGUCCUUGUAGUGUCUCUUAUACCCAUUAAGCCUUUUUCUGUUUGGCAAGAAAGAAAGCAAGGGAAAAUCAAAGAAAACGGAGAGAAAAAAUGGAGAAUUCUGUCGGAUUUGGUUUCGUGGCCGUCUUCGCGGUUUCCGGUAGUGUCGUCUUCAUCGCUCGCCAAGUCCACAAGCGUCUCCUUUCCGAUUUCAUGAAAAAGAUCGAACAUGAACUCGGUGGGUCGCCGCGGAAAUGCUGUGAGGUGAAGAAAAGGGUCCGAUUCGCGGAGGAGGUGAUGGAGGUACCGGCGUCGGAGAACAGAGAAUGCCGGAGGAGGAAGGACGGGGCGUUGAAAAUGGAAGAUCACAACAUGCCUCUGAACAGGCAGGUCCUGUAUAAAGGGAUUCUAAAAUACAAAACCCUCAAGGCGCAGGAUUUUGGCAACUUCCUGUAAUCAAUUUCUGCAAAAUUUUCAGGUUUUGAGUCUGUGUGUUCUUAGAAGUCGUCUUCUUCUUCAGCAACUAGAUUUUGGGAUUGCUUUGGGAUGAUGGUUUUGGUUCUUUAGUUUUUGAAAGUAAUAUGAAUUAAUGGGAAUUGAAGGAGUCGCUGGAAUUUGAUUGGAAUUUUAGGUGUUUGGUUGACUGGAAAAUGGGAGGAAUUUUCCCUCCAUUUGGUCCAUGGAAAAAGUGUAAAAAGUAUAUAUUUUUUUAAUAUAUUGGAAAAUUGUAA
Messenger RNA from Rubroshorea leprosula, 798 nucleotides. Lineage: Eukaryota; Viridiplantae; Streptophyta; Magnoliopsida; Malvales; Dipterocarpaceae. The record is from the annotation of a GenBank genome assembly.